This is a messenger RNA of Heterotrigona itama, 2329 nucleotides long. The record is from the annotation of a GenBank genome assembly. NCBI's taxonomy places the organism in Eukaryota, Metazoa, Arthropoda, Insecta, Hymenoptera, Apidae.
AUGGAGUUUGAAUGGGUGCUUCAUGAAGAGGUUCAUUCUUCACUAUCACAGUUAAGAAAUAUUUUAAUGGUAUGUUAUAUGUUUUUAGAGUUAUUCGUAAAACAAAGAAAUUAUUAUUUAUUAUUAUUUGUACAUUAUAUUACAGGAAUGCGCACAAAGAUUUCCAUUAGCAUUAUUUGGCAAUGAUCAACACAAUAAGACAGAUAGAUUUGUAUUUGCUGCGCCACAUGACCAAGUGAAAUGUGUAGCUGUUUUAACUGGUGAUAGUAUUACGAAUGCAGAAGUUAAUUUUAAAGUCCAGCGUCAACAAAACAUUAAUAUGAGAACAAGUAUACAAACAGAACAUCCUUGGAAAUUACAACAAAUUCAAGAUGCUGCCAAUCAUUUACAACAAGCCAUUGCUCACAUAGAUAAUGUCGAUCGUCAUUAUCCUUUUAAGACAUCUGAUGAAGUUAUGCAUGUAUUAGGGAACAUACUUGGUUGUCUCCAACGCAGUCGUACAAGUUUAAUUGUUCCUAGAAAAAAGACUAUUGAUGAUCUCAUUAAAAGUCGUAAUAUGAAAUCAUUAAAUCCUAAUCUUCCAGAAAAUUUAGCUAUUAGUUUUUAUAUCCAGAGUUAUAAAUUAGUUUUAGCAAUAUACCAGUUAGAGAAUGCACAUGGUAAUGUUAAGUAUGAAACACAACAAGCAGAAUGCAGUGUUCCAUGGUUGAAUGAUGCUUUAGUACUGCUUACUAUAGCAUUACAACUUUGCCAACGACUAAAAGACAAGGUUAGUUUGAAUAAAACUAUUUGAAUAUAACUAAAUUUCUUUACCUUAUCUGAGAUAUUUUUCAGAUCUGUGUUUUUUCUCAAUACAAAGAUUUUACAGUUGGUCCUCACGUUCCUUCUACAGUGGCUUGGUAAUGAAAGUAUUUGAGUAAUCAGACAACUUUCAAUUAAAAAAUUAGUUUUGUAUAUAUACACAUAUAUUACAGUAUACCACGUUUAAUGCUCUGGUAGCAUUUUAGUAGUGAAUUUUGUUUUUAUAAAUGAAAUUUAAUUCUAAAAACUAAUUUAAUUCUAUUAAAUUAUGUAGCAUUUUCAGAAAUAAUUUUUUGAGUCAUAUGUAUACAUAUCUUGCUUGAUACAUCGUAUUAAAUUUGGAGAUUAAAUUUUACAUAGCAAAUUUUACACAAGAAAAAUUCUUGUAUAUUAGUACAAGAUCUGAGUCACGAUUUUAAAAGUAUUUUGCCAAUUAGUUAUGUGCUUGUAUCUUGUAUUAGUCCUUUUGAUCAUAAUUUUUAAUCUUAUGUAGACAAUUUUGAUUUAGAAUAGUUAUAAAUUCUUAUUAAUUAAGCACUAUAUUUACUAUAUCUCCUGUGAUUUUUCGGAAUGUUAUAACAAUUUUCUUUUUAUUUUUUAAAGUUUUAUUCUUAAGAGUGUAUGCGAUUCUAAAGUUUUUAACUAUUAUUUUAAACACUUAUUUAUUUUAUUUACCAAAGAAGAUACUGUUUAGUAAAUGUUGACGUACAUUACUGUGGUAUGACGUUCCUUUCAUUUUAAUAUAUCUAUAUAUUUAUAUACAGAUAACUAAAUUAGCGUUACAUCGAUCAUUAACUAGGUGUUAGUAUAAUUGUUACUGAUCGACGUUAUUGUUAUAUAUACACACAGCAAUUUAUAAGGAUUUCAACACAGUUGUAUUAAAUAUUUAGAAUUGCCUUAACAUAAUAACGAUAGAGAUAUGAAAUUUUCAAUAUUAAGAUCAAUUUUCGUAUUGAGUUAAAUGGAAAGAUUUUAUCUUAUUUCUAAAUUUUUAUUUAUUCUGAAUUGAGAUAUAAAAAUCUUGGAUACAUAUUUAUAUUAAUUGUAUAUACGUAUAUAUAUAUCUAUACGUAUUCAAGUAUAAAUUUCUUUCACUUAAAUUUUCUUUUUUAUAUUUUCGUAUUAAUAUAUACAUAUAAUUUAGGUAUAAAUAAACGAAUCAUGUCGAUUUACUUUCCAUAUAACUCAAUAAAAAGAACAUGUGAUAAUAGAUCACUUUUAUGUUUUUGAAUCAUAAAUACUUAUAUAAGCAAUGCAAAGCUUUUAAAUAGCUUGUUUCUAAUACUACCGAUUAAAAUAUUACUGGAUAAAUCACGAAUCAAAUAUGUAUAUUUAUUUUAUUUUAAUUAGUUAUAUAUUUGAAAUAUUAUAAAUUUACAAAUGCUGUGGUUUAGGUAUUAAAAGUUUAUAGUUUCAUUUUAUGCAUCAUUAUAUCUCCUUUUUGUUAUUAUGUUGUGUACUUAUAUAUUAUAUUUUAUCAAUAUCAUUUUACAAAUUAUAUUUUGUUUAUAGUUAUUUGUUAUUUUAA